Messenger RNA from Lacerta agilis (Sand lizard), 1210 nucleotides. RefSeq names its product C1q and TNF related 5 (gene C1QTNF5). Lineage: Eukaryota; Metazoa; Chordata; Lepidosauria; Squamata; Lacertidae. The record is from RefSeq and is a predicted model, not a curated record. Bases 6 to 743 code for a protein of 245 amino acids. The transcript has 2 exons. Gene Ontology annotation, molecular function: protein binding.
CAGAAAUGGAGCACGCCGUCUACCUCUUCGUCUUCCUGCUUACAUUGACCACAGAGUCAGUCCAGAUUGAGGACAAUAAGAUCCCCAGCCUUUGCACUGGGCACCCCGGAAUUCCAGGCAGCCCCGGGAUCCAUGGUAACCAAGGCCUGCCAGGCAGAGAUGGGCGUGACGGGCGUGACGGAGCAGCAGGGAUGCCGGGAGAAAAGGGCGAAGUUGGUCAACCAGGAGCAGUGGGCCCCACAGGAGAAAGAGGCAGCCCUGGCCUCAAUGGGUUCCCCGGAGAGAAAGGAGUGCCAGGGGAGUGCGCAGUGGCUCCCCGCUCAGCCUUCAGCGCCAAGCGCUCCGAGUCUCGCAGCCCUCCCUUGGCCGACCAGCCAAUCGUCUUUGACGUGGUGCUGGUCAACGAGCAGGGACAUUACGACGGCAACACGGGGAAGUUCCUCUGCGAGAUUCCGGGACUGUACUACUUUGCUGUCCAUGCCACCGUCUACCGCAUGAGCCUCCAGUUCGACAUUAUGAAGAAUGGCAAGUCGGUGGCCUCCUUCUUCCAGUUCUACGGCAACUGGCCCAAGCCCACAUCGCUGUCCGGUGGCACCCUGGUGCGGCUGGAGCCGGAGGAUGAAGUCUGGGUGCAGGUGGGGGUGGGGGACUACCUCGGCUUCUACUCCAGCAUCAAGACAGAUAGCACUUUCACAGGAUUCCUGGUCUACUCCUACUGGCAAAACUCUCCCGUCUUUGCCUGAGAGACGACUUGCCCCUCUCCGCCACGCAAUUUGCGGAGGACUCCCGCGUUCCCCUUCUUGGCUCCGCCACAGCUGUCGUCCGUGGGGACACCUGUGGCCCUUCUUAACCCGAGGGGUGCGGCACCCCUUUAGCUAAUGCCUGUAAAAGGGUUGUAGGUUCCUCCCAGAAGGUGUCUGGCAAACCCUCAGGCCAAGGUCGGGGUAGCUGUGCAGCAGAGAAGUUAAGUGACCUUUGUAGCGCACUAGCAAACAGUGUACUCCUUGCGGAGUAGAUUUACUUUCUUUCUAUAGAUAUAUACACAUACAUACUUAGGGCUCGGCCCCACUUGCUUCGCUCGCCAGCCCCACCUACCCCUUUGGUAACCACCCUUCCCCACAUCAGAUGUCAAAUGACAAUAUGACUUUUAGAAGACAUCUGAAGGCAGCCCUGUAGAGGGAAGUUUUUAAUGUCUGGUGUUUUAUUGUGU